Branchiostoma floridae (Florida lancelet) is the source of this 2931-nucleotide messenger RNA. RefSeq names its product obscurin-like. The transcript is spliced from 7 exons. Gene Ontology annotation, molecular function: axon guidance receptor activity. Bases 1 to 2931 code for a protein of 976 amino acids. Gene Ontology annotation, cellular component: neuronal cell body; axon; plasma membrane. Lineage: Eukaryota; Metazoa; Chordata; Leptocardii; Amphioxiformes; Branchiostomatidae. Gene Ontology annotation, biological process: synapse organization; homophilic cell-cell adhesion. The record is from RefSeq and is a predicted model, not a curated record.
AUGUUGCAAGAAAAGAAGUCGGAAAGCAGGGAUAGUGAUGACAGUAGCAAAGAUCUAAGACCUUCCAAAUUGGAACCUAAAGGCUCUGAAUCUGUAAGUGAUGACAAGGAACUUUCAAUUAAACCCAAAACAAAAGACUCACCAAAAUCUCAGCAGAAGAUGAGAAUAAUAGACUAUAGUUCGGAUGAGCUAGAAGAAGACUCAAAUGACAGACAGUUUGAAGACAGAAUUAGAGAAACAUCUAUAUCUAGUAAACUUGCUGAGGAGACAAAGCAGGAGCAGAGAGACACAUCAUUAUGGGUUAGAAGAUACAGUUCAGAAGAAUCUGAUGAUGAAAGCAAUACAGGGCAUCAAAGGUUUUUAGACAGAGACAGUCUUCAACCAAAAUCUUUCUCCACAGAUCAGUUAAAACAGUCCCAACAAGAACCAACUUUAAGAAAACAAGACCCAAGUGUUAGAAAAGUUGAUGAUAAACUGCAGAUUGUAGAAGAAGGUAGGCUGGAUCUGCCUGAGAGUCAGAGAUCUGACACAGGAAUUCUUGCUCCCGUAGGCAGUGAGGGAAUCCUUGUGCAACAGAAGGUAAAAAGGCAGGCAGCUAUGCUAGUAGAGAGACCCAGUGAGCAAGAAAAGACAGCACUAAUAUCUGACCAGUUAGUGGAAAACGCUACAAGAAAUGACUCUGCAGAUAAUACAGACGUAGGAAUAGAUAGUCAGGAUAUACCACUGAGAAAGGAUAUCGAAAAAUCAGUGGAAGCAAUGAAGCCAGGGAAGGUAGGUGCUACUGGUGCAAAAACAGUUGAUGGCAAGAGAGAUAAUGGUAACGUACAAAGACUGGUAACAAGUACAGGGGAUGUUGAAGGACUAAGUCACCAAGAUAUGGCACAGAUUAGUCCCUCUAGAACUGUUGACCAAUGCUUCACCAUUACUGACACAACAAGCCUAGCUAGCCCCGUCUCCUCCCCACAAUCGGAAGAGCAACCACACCAUAUUCCACUCCACCCCCCACAAGCCAUUCCUUCAACACAAACCAGUAGGACAUCCCCGCAAGGCUCACCGUCACAAACGUCAGACGUAGAAAGACCUAAGGAACCAUGGUUAACUGACAACGUAGCUCCGUUGCAUGAACCGGAUGUUGCGACUGCCCCACUAGACUUGCAUGACGUUGAUGUGGAUGUAACAAUGCAUGGGGAUGAAGCACACGUAGUUGGAGACCACCGCGUUCGCAUGACCACUGCCCAAGACACACCCUAUGGACUGCUUCCACACACUGCUGAAGUGUUGGCUGCACCCCACCAGCAUGAGGGUACACGUAGUGGUGACUUCCAACAACCGCAUGCCCCUGCGAUUCCGUCUACUGAAGAUGAUAGCCAACCCAAAGACUUAAGCAUGCUGAGCAGAGAAGGGUUACCAGUUACCGUAGAGUCUCGUAGUGUGUGUGCCGAUGGCUCAACGGUUGCUGAACUUGAAGGCGCAACACUACCGGGAAUAAUUGUAGAGUCGGAUGGGAUUGUAAAGACGACGACGUGUGUAAGAGAAGAACCGCAGGCGAGCGCAGGAACGCGUGUUGUGCAGCAGGAUGGUAGUGGUACUGUUUUUCUGCAGCUGGAUGAUGAGGUGGCCCGGGCCAUGCAGGAGGAUGCCAAGCCUGCGGAAGUCAACGUAGCUGUGGGACAACGGGUGGAACUGAAGGCAGAGAUUCCAGGAAACCCCAGAAUACGAUGGCUGCACAAUGGUAUGGAGGUCAGUGACACCAAGUUUUCGAAGUACCUAACUACAGGGGACAUCCACAUCCUGGCUUUGUCCAAGGUUGGACCAGAACAUGCAGGUGUGUUCACCUGUGAGGCCACUACUGCAGAGGGUAUCGUGACCUGUGACAUCAUCAUCAAGGUGGAGGAACCCAAGGAACCUCCUGAGACACCCAAGACUCGAGUCAAGGAAGGGCACAGGGUCGAACUGAAGGCUGAAAUACCAGAUAGCAGAAGAAUAGAGUGGCUCCUAGAUGGCAGACUGAUCCGGGAGACUGAGGACCGUCGUUACACCUCCUUCGGUAACAUGCACAGCCUCACCAUCGUCAGUGUGAAACAAGAGGAUGCUGGGACAUACACAUGCGUCGCCAUGACCCCCAGGGGAGAGGUCACCUGUAAUAUUCAACUGGAGGUGGAGAAACCGUCCACACAUGAGGUCAUCAAGAUGGUUGAGCUGGACCAAUCCCUGCAGCCCCAGGACCUGAAGUUACCCGAGGAGCCCUGUACCCAGCCUACAACACUGGAUGUACUGGAGGGGCAGGAGGUCACACUCAGGGCAGAGGUGCCAGAUGACGCUGAUGUCAGAUGGCUCUUCAACGACAAGGAAAUCAGCAACACCGAAUCCAUCGUUGUGUCCGCAACCAAGCACACCUCCACUCUCACCAUUCGUAAGGUCCUGCGAGAGUUCGAGGGAACUUACACGUGCAUUGCCACCACCCCUCACGGUACCGGUCGUUGCCAGAUCAUCCUGCAUAUCAUUCCGUCCUCCCCACCCCACGCUACGAGCUCCAUCACGAGGAAACAGACCGUACGCACACAGGAGCUGACGUUCAGGGUGCCCAUGUUACUCAUGGAGAGGUCUACUGCCCCGGGUACUAUAGACAUACAGGAGGGGCAGGAACUCAACAUACGGGCAGAGAUACCAGGAAAGCCUGACAUCACUUGGCUGUUUAACGGUAAGGAACUGAAACCAUCCGACGAGGUACAGUUUGGUGUGGACAAAGAGGUCUACAUGCUGACUGUCACUAAAGUCACCCGCCAUUGGUCAGGCACCUUUACCUGCAUCGCAAAAACGCCCAGCGGAAAGACCGUGUGCGACAUUGUGGUCAACGUGAAGGAAUCUCCAGACAAACAUCUCGAGAUGGAGAAGACAAUGGAAACAGAAGGAGCAGAGGUGAAUGUCUGA